This is a messenger RNA of Clarias gariepinus (North African catfish), 2865 nucleotides long. It is a transcript of the gene gjb3, whose product is annotated as gap junction protein beta 3. The record is from RefSeq and is a predicted model, not a curated record. NCBI's taxonomy places the organism in Eukaryota, Metazoa, Chordata, Actinopteri, Siluriformes, Clariidae. Gene Ontology annotation, biological process: cell communication. The transcript has 2 exons. Bases 257 to 1105 code for a protein of 282 amino acids. Gene Ontology annotation, cellular component: connexin complex.
GCUGUUGAUCAUUUUCCCAAGCUUUAGGUCGUCCGAAGUGUUUACAGUGAUAAGGCAAUAAAAACCGAUCUGGGAGUGGAAUCAUUAUCUGUCAGUUCUGGUCUGGGAUUAAAAUAACGUUGCAUUGAGACCCACCAUCAAAAAAGGCAGAGUACCACAGGGGGAGUGAGACAGAGUGAGAUCAGUUGCUGUGAAGAAAAGGAAAAGAGGAUCGAGGAGAAACUAAGAAGAAUCAGGAGACUCAAAAGACAGAGCUAUGGACUGGAAGACACUCCAGGCCCUGCUCAGUGGGGUGAACAAGUACUCAACGGCAUUCGGCCGCAUUUGGCUUUCGGUGGUUUUCCUUUUUCGUGUCCUGGUGUACGUGGUGGCAGCAGAGCGAGUAUGGGGCGACGAGCAGAAGGACUUUGAUUGUAACAUCAAGCAGCCAGGCUGCCCCAAUGUAUGUUACGACCACUUCUUUCCCAUCUCGCACAUUCGCCUGUGGGCACUGCAGCUCAUUUUCGUCACUUGCCCUUCACUCCUCGUGGUCAUGCAUGUCAAGUAUCGGGAUGAACGGGAACGCAAGUACCGUGCCAAACAUGGCCCUGAUGCCAAGCUCUAUGAUGAUACAGGCAAGAAGCACGGUGGGCUAUGGUGGACCUACCUAAUCAGCCUCUUGGUCAAAACAGGUAUUGAAGUGGCUUUCCUCUACAUCCUUCAUCACAUCUAUCACAGCUUUCAUCUGCCACGAGUCGUCAAGUGCGCAAUAUCCCCGUGUCCCAAUGUAGUGGACUGUUAUAUUGGCCGGCCCACUGAAAAGAAGACAUUCACCUACUUCAUGGUGGGCGCCUCAGCACUCUGCAUUGUUCUCAACAUCUGUGAGAUCUUUUACCUUCUGGCCAAGCGCAUCUCAAGCUGUUGCAAGCGGAUAAGGCGUCGUCCGAAGCAAGCUGUGCCUCUUUACAGGGCUCCAUGUCGGGACCAGGAUAGCAACUGCACACUGCCCAUGCAGGACCUGGACCAGAAACCACUGUACAAGCAGAAGACCAAGCUGGAUGCCCCUAUGGAUUACAAGACGAGUGUUUUUCUGAGGGCUUCAGCUCCGAACUUAAGCUUAGCCUAACUGGGAGAUCUACAGAGAGAUCUCUCAAGCAAUAUUUUUGAUGCACUUUGAGUACAAGAAGAGGAUAACACUGUUCUGAGCUAUCGUUUGUGGUCCAAAAACAUUUGAUUUCCUCAAACCCUCUCAUGCUCUAGGAUGGAAAUUCACUUGGUAUUAAUAUCCAAUAGAGGGAAAUCCAGGACUUGACUGAGAACCAUUUUUAAGUCUCAAACUUCAUUUCCUUGCGUUCAAUCAUUUACUGUGUAUAAGCAGAACCUGGUUGAUAAAAUAAUCUCUGGAAGUACAUUAGAAGCGGCACUACAACUCAGGACAAGUCUUAGUAGUUUAACUGUUUAUACGUGUUUGGAUUUAGUUUUAAAAUUCUGAUAAAAAGGGAUGUUGAACAUCAACAACUAAGGGAUCACUUAUUAGCCAGAUUAAAAAAAGUUUAGCAAUAGCAAAGCAAACAUUGAGGGAUCAGUAAAUUGGGCCAAAGCUUCUCCAAUUACAGUGUUUUUGUUUCUUUUGUCUGUUUUUUGAAUUACUGUAAUACAAGCACUUCUUUGUGCUUGUAAGAAUCUCCAGUGCAAAUAUGAACACCUGUAAGCUGUCUUUGUUGUUGUCCUUUUUACAUUAUCCUCUCUUUUUAUUGGAUAUUGACAUACACGUCAAAUAUUUGUUCCAACUUUCUGUAUUUUUCUGUUUUUACGUUUUUUGGAUUUUGAUAUGAUCUAUUCUAAAAAAAACUUUGCUACUUAGUAUACAAUAUGAGACAAGCUUAUUAGUCAAAAUUUCCAAGCCAUUGCAGAGAGGUGGAUCUGCUUUAUUCCAUAGUAAACAUCUUUACACACAAGUGUAAAAGUAGCGUGUAAUUCUGAGAAAAGGUUUUUUCUAUAGCUCAGUAAAAAGUGAAUUUCUUCUUCUUCUUAAAACAAAACACUUGCUUUGUACUAUUUUAUACUGUUAAAUUCUGUUGAAUAUGAUAUUAUUGUUUUACAAGGUAUUAUAUGGAAUAUUCUCUUACUAUUCUUAAAUUAAUUUAAUUCAAUUAAAAUUUGUAUUGUGCUUAUAACAGUGGUCUCAAUUGCAAAGCAGUCUAACAGAAUUAAGAAACAUUUGUUGUUGGGGAGACUGAAAAUAGCACAGAACGUUCCAGAGAUAAAUAGUAAGCGACGCUGACAUUAUAAUAAUAGUAGUAUUAUUAAUAAUUCUUAGAGCACUUACUAUACAGAAAUUUAGCUCCAAAUACGUUAUAUGAAAAAACAUAACACAGGAAGAACAAUAAAAAAUCAGAGCUGUUUACUAAAAGUGGUACAGUAACUGGCGUAAGGGUGUGUCUCUUGCUCUCUUUUAGAACAAGAGUCUUAUAAAGUAAAUACAGCUUUAUAUCAUUAUUCAUAUCUUAUAACAAGAAAAAAAAGAGGUCCAUUGCAGAAGUUAUGUGAAUGUGCACUUGGUGCUUAAACAUUCAAAAGAACAAACAGAUUCAUUCUUUUUUCCAGUACCCAGUUUAUUCAAGUGAACUGUUUGCUUUUCAUUGAGACUUGACUAAGACUUCUGUGAGUCAGUGGCAUGUUGAGUCAAGCUGAGCGACGUGGAAUGUGAGAGUUUACAUGCAAGCAAAUCACCGCAAACUGAAAAACUGCUUCUGCCUCAGACCUGUAAUUAUGGAACAAUAUGCUGCUUUAUGUUUCUAUCAGUGGCCACAUCAAACAACAGACCUGUUUUAAACAUUUAUGUCUAUUUUUAUACAUAUAAAUAAAGGAUGUUAUAUAAAGAAA